This is a messenger RNA of Argentina anserina (silverweed cinquefoil), 567 nucleotides long. RefSeq lists its product as uncharacterized. Gene Ontology annotation, biological process: DNA integration. The transcript has a single exon. Bases 1 to 567 code for a protein of 188 amino acids. The record is from RefSeq and is a predicted model, not a curated record. Lineage: Eukaryota; Viridiplantae; Streptophyta; Magnoliopsida; Rosales; Rosaceae. Gene Ontology annotation, molecular function: nucleic acid binding.
AUGUGCAUCAACUAUCACUCCAAAUGGAUCGAAGCCGCACCCUUGACCGCAAUAACAACUAAGAAGGUCCAAAACUUUCUACAACGCAACAUCUUCUACCGCCACGGUACGCCGGAGUCUAUCAUCACAGACAAUGGCACACAGUUCAAUAAUGACCACCUCAUCACAAGAUGUAAAGCAACAGGGACUACGCUUAAGUUCGCUUCUGCUGCGCACCCCAUGACCAAUGGGCAAGUGGAAGCUGCUAACAAAUUAAUCAAGGGCCUCCUCAGGAAAAAACAGGAUGAAGCAAAGGGGCUUUGGCCCGAGAAGCUCGACAACGUACUAUGGGCAAUCCGCACCACGCCAACAGAGGCCACGGGCGAGACCUCUUUCUGCUUAAUGUACAGCACGGAAGUAGUACUUCCCAUUGAAGUAAUCCAGCCAACACAACGGGUUUCGUUGUUCGACCCCGAGACCAACUCGGAAAAUAUGCAACUUGAUAAACGCAUUGCAGCACACCAUCACAACAUUCUAAACAAACAGCGCGUGGCACGCUUCUACAACUCUAGAGUGAAGAGCAGGUGA